Molecule: messenger RNA, 764 nt
Organism: Leguminivora glycinivorella
Lineage: Eukaryota; Metazoa; Arthropoda; Insecta; Lepidoptera; Tortricidae
Exons: 5
Coding region: 282-689 (135 amino acids)
Source: RefSeq, a predicted model, not a curated record
GGUUCCGACAUGUUAGUCAUUUUGUAAGAAUUGUUUUAUAUCUUUUAGUAGAAAAUAAUAUUUUUGUCUAGGUAUUUAACGUUCCUAGAUGUGUGAUUAAUUUCUUCCAUUGAACGAAUCUGAAAUAAAUAAUUAAGUACUUACAGCCGCCCGCUAUAAAGCAGCUAAAAAGCAGAAAACUAAUUCCUGAACCACAUUAGAGUUUCGCUUAUUGGUGGCUAGUUACUAGAGCGCUAGUAUUGACCCAGAAGCCUAGAGUUCAAGACAAGUCAGAAUAUGCAAUGGCCACCUGCGGGGUGCCUAGCUGUCGCUCCACAGUAAGCGAUAAGAGCCAGGGCGAUACUCCGUUCAAAGGGCCCUGCGGUCUCCCGGACUGCAGGAACGAAGCAUCAGCGUCUACGUCAAGAACAAGACAGUCAGGGAUGAGGGAACAAUACUGCGGGCUGCCAGGGUGCAUGGACCCCACUGAUGGCAAAGAGGUCUGCUUAUACAGAGCGCGAGACACAUCGGUCUUCGGCCGGCUCACUGACGCAUACAAAUUAUUCUGGUCCACUUGGAAGAAAAUCGAGAGCGACCCCUUCUACUGGUCCCUCUUUAAGUCCAGCAUGUACUUCUUAUUGGGGCUCAAGCUGUUUUCGGACUUGGCGGCCGAGUUUAGACCGAUACCGAAAUGCGCUCGAGGAAGAUAAAAGAUAAAAAAAUAUUUUCCUUAUUUUGUUUGCGGAUUACCUAUAGUUUCUGAGUAAUAUUUUUUUUUAUUUUAA